AUGACUUACACAAUAGAAUCAAAGACCAGAUUAGUUUCCACCCUCCGGCUCCUCAUUCCCCGUCUCCGACUCCUUCAAAAGAAAGACACAGCCUCCUCCGUUGUCCAGCGCCGCGAACUCUCCCAGCUCCUCAGUGAAGGCCGCGAUGCAUCAGCGCGCAUCCGAGUCGAAAAUGUCAUUGCGACCGAUAUCGCAGUGGAAGUGAUGGAGAUGGUUGAACUCUACUGCGAAUUACUACUGGCGCGCGCAAAUGUGUUGGAUCAGAUGGCGUUCAGCGACCAGGGGACUCGCGCCCGACUUCGCGCGAAGGAAGUACUCAAGAAACGCACCCAAACACAAGCUGGUGCCACGGGGUCAACCGCUACAGGCGUUAAGGGCGCCGGGGAAAGUACUGGCUCGCGAUUUGGGUUCUCUUGGUUGGGAGGACAAAAGAAGGAGGCCGAGCGGGCGGGCACACACAUUCCGGGAUCUGGCGGCGCGACGGACGACUCUGGCGACGGGAUUACCGACGAGGAUAAUCCAUACAUGGAUACUGCUAUUGACGAGGCUGCUGUUGUGGUAUUUUACGCGUGGCACCGCUUUCCACAUGAAGUGCGCGAAUUUACUAUGCUUCGCACUAUGCUCGGCGAACGGUACGGGAAGGAGUUCAUGACUCUAGCGCAAGAUAACAAAGUCGAUACUGUCCAGGUCCCCGAUCGACUUCUUAAGGGGUUGCGUGUGCGCCCGCCGGGGCAGGAUCUUGUUGAGAGUUAUCUUCGAGAGAUUGCGAAAGCAUACGGAGUUGAAUGGCAUGGAGUCGAAGAAGAGCUAAACAUUGAGGAAGAGCUGGGUAGCGCGCCACCAGAGUUUGUAGAUGAUCGUGGUGACGGUGAUGAUGGAGACGCACAAGAACCCCAAUUACCACAAACUCCCGGCAAGCAAUACUCCGAAGCAAGACGUGCCUCAGAGACAAGUGAAUUGAACAAAGCGACACCUCCACGUGGACUCGCCGCGGGCCGAAGCCCUGUCAGUGUUGCUCCGCCAGCUCCCAGAACGGAUAAUCCUAACCCUAAAGUCAAGCUCCCUGGAACCGAAGGGAAAGCUGCUGCUGUUUCGAAAGAACAGGGUGUAUCCAAGAGCAAGAGUAACGGCAUACCGGAGCUGGAUGAACUGACUCGGAGAUUCGCGGAUUUGAAGAGGAGGCCAUGA
Penicillium paradoxum is the source of this 1188-nucleotide messenger RNA. RefSeq names its product IST1 family protein. Gene Ontology annotation, biological process: protein transport. Lineage: Eukaryota; Fungi; Ascomycota; Eurotiomycetes; Eurotiales; Aspergillaceae. The transcript has a single exon. The record is from RefSeq and is a predicted model, not a curated record. The coding region runs from base 1 to 1188 and encodes 395 amino acids.